AUGAAGCUUCCCUCCGCCCUCUUGGCGGCAGCCAUCCUUGGCUUGGCUACCGCCUCGCCCCUCGAUCUGGACCGCCGCGCAACCUCCAAGUCCUGGGCCGGCACAAGCAACUACUUCAUCCAGGGCCUCUCGGCCGAGGACCAGCAGACGUAUCUGAAGCAACUUGCCGCGGCCGGCAUCAAGACCAUCCGUCUCUGGGUCAACAGCCAGUCGGGCAAUGGUGCCUGCGUCAAGGGAAACGUCAGUGCCACCAGUGUGCCGGAGCUUGAGACCACCAUCGGCCAGUACAACAACGAGACGCUCGACGCCCUGGACCAGACGCUAGUGUGGGUUGGCCAGAACGGGCUCAAGGCCAUCAUCUCGCCUCAUGAUGGGAACAAGCUCAACGGCGCAAAUGGAAACGACAUCUACGGUCAAACAUAUGGCUCCGGCAGCUUCUACGAGGAGCAGGCCGCAUACGACGCCUACGACGCGCGCCUCCGCUUCAUCACGUCCUACACGGGCAAGCACAGCGGCAAGACCUGGCGCGACUGGCACGACGUCAUCAUGGCCUUUGACCUGCAGAACGAGCCCUUUGCCCCCAAGACGGACGAGUGCUCCAGCAACGGCGCCGCGGCCAAGACGUGGGUGUGCGGCCGCUCCGACGCCCUGAGGGCCGCGCUCGGUGCCGACAACCCGAUCAAGAUUGCCUCGGGCGGCUUCGGCGGCGACUACUCCAAGGGGUGCUCGUUCUUUGAGGGCGCCAUGAGUUGCUCGUCCCUGGACAUUGUCGCCGUCCACCGCUACGCCGGCUCCGAGUCCUCCAACCCCAACCAGUGGGCCGACAGCUACGCCGGCUGGCUCUCCUCGGCGGGCGGCAAGCUCGUCUUCCUCGAGGAGUGGGGGGUCGACACGGGCGCCCUCGACCCCAAGUCCGAGUUCCCCGCCAACACGGCCGACAUGAACGCCGGGGGCCUCCCCUGGGUAUACUGGCAGCUGCUCCCGAGCAAGAAGUGCGACGCCUCCGACGGCGACCAUUUCGGCUUCUUCAUCGACGGCGGCGUCGACGUCGCGGCGCAGGCUGGAGGCGCGUCGGCCGCGACGUCCAAGCAGGACUGGACGGGCAUCGUCUACUGA
Molecule: messenger RNA, 1116 nt
Organism: Purpureocillium lilacinum
Lineage: Eukaryota; Fungi; Ascomycota; Sordariomycetes; Hypocreales; Ophiocordycipitaceae
Molecular function (GO): mannan endo-1,4-beta-mannosidase activity
Source: RefSeq, a predicted model, not a curated record